AUGGCAAUGUUUCCAAUUGAACUUCCUUUCAGCGAUGCUCCCGUCGAGCGUGGCGCGAUUCUGAGUCCCCCAGGUACCAGAGUCUACCAAGUCUUCCUGGCAGUCUACCACCGAGGCGAGCUCUCUCUUGGCGAAUACCGACGACGCCUAGGCUUCUCUGCUUACCACUGGGCCAUCCUCCUCUUCGAUGCACCAAACAACCGCUACUACGCCUUCGACGUGACUGACGGAGCCUCGCCCGACCCAGUGUACCGACGCGACCUCAACCCCGAUUACCAAUGGACCUACCGCGUCAAGAACAACGUUCACCCGGCCUCCUGCGACUCUCUCCUGAUCCGCAUGGCAAUCGGCGAGGUCAACGAUGGAGUCGGCCCCGACUCCAUCAAGAUCCUUCUUCGUUCUGUCCCCCUGCCCAUUAAGGGGGCUGAGCCUGUCCAGAACUGCGUCACCUGGAUCAAGGCCGCUAUUCACAAGCUUCGCUUCCAUGGCUACGCCAGCGACUUGUACAACGUUGACGCCACCGUUGACCGGGCCCUCGCUUAUGCUGAUCUCCGGAUCAUGGACCCCGUCAAUUCGGUCUCUGUUAUCGAUCAUCUCGGCAAUGAGAUGGUCCAGAAUGUGUACCUGGAGUGA
This is a messenger RNA of Penicillium roqueforti, 633 nucleotides long. RefSeq lists its product as uncharacterized. The coding region runs from base 1 to 633 and encodes 210 amino acids. NCBI's taxonomy places the organism in Eukaryota, Fungi, Ascomycota, Eurotiomycetes, Eurotiales, Aspergillaceae. The record is from RefSeq and is a predicted model, not a curated record. The transcript is spliced from 2 exons.